AUACUUUGCGUCUUGUGAGGCAUUCUGUGUGGGCAUUUACCGCUCACAGAGAUCGGCAAAAUCCAACAAAGGAAAAAUAGAGUCUGCAAUAGGAUUUAGCUUCAUUCAGAUAAUCAACCUUCAUCUUCUCGUCGGGCUUCGGCCCUCUUGUAAUCCAAAAGAGAUAAUCAAGCUUAGGAAUUUUUUCAGAUGAAUGAACAACAGCAACAAAACAACAGAAUUUCAAUAAUGAACUUCGGAGAACAGCUCCUGGGUCAAGAUGGGAAACCAUUUCAAAUGAACAAUACAUGGGUACCCAUCACCCCUGCGAAGCUCAUUCAAGUAAGACCUAACACAGUAUCAGGCUGGCCAGCAAACCAAAUGAGCAGAGCAGAUUAUCAAGAAUUUCACAUACCUGGAAGAGACUACGUGAAUGAGAUGCUGCUGCAUUACCAUGGACCAUAUCAGGAUCCCCGUCUGAUGGGGCAAACAUUUCAAAUCGGAGAGCACAGCAAUUUUGGUGGCAACUUGGUCAACGGAAACAGUGUUAUCAAUCACAUUGCAGGCUCGUACACUCAGGCACAGCAUUAUGAGAGCAAUAGAUUGAACAAUAAUAUGCUGAGCAAUGGAUUGAACAAUAAUAUGUUGAGCAAUGGAUUGAACAAUAAUAUGCUGAGCAAUGGAUUGAACAAUAAUACGCUGAGCAAUGGAUUGAACAAUUAUACGCUGAGCAAUGGAUUGAACAAUAAUACGCUGGAACUGCUGCUCAAUAGGAAUGCAACUAAUAUUGCUACUGCUAACAGUAAUUUGGAUACAAGCAUCAACAUGGCAGCAAGAAAUCCACUGCUCCCAAAAUUUAAUCCUCAGACUAGCAGUGAUGUGAGUUAUUCUUAUGCAGCUUCAGACAUUGGGUACAGAGAAGCAAAUAGACUUCUCAUUCCAAAUAGGGUUUCUGAAUUUAGUGGCUGCAACACUGACAGUUUGCUCAACAAUGAUAUUCACUGCUCAGUCUCAAACCAACUGAAGGGCAUCUUCUCCAAUGCAUCCUAUGGUGAUACUUACCCUGAGCAUUAUCUCAACUAUGUGCCAACUUCAGAAGCUGAUGCUACCACUAGUUUCACCAACUCCCUCCAAUCAAUACCAAAAGCAAUGGAUCAGCACAAGUUUGUGGAAAACCAGUUUGCGCACUUUCGUGAGUUGUCGCGUGAUCUUGACAACCAUGCAAUAGCUGAAAGCUCAAGUCAUGAGAAAGAUUUUGUUCCAUGUACAGAGAAUGAAAUCCAAGAUUAUAGUGAAGGGCUUCUACAGAAAAUUGUAGAUUCUUCAUCAGCAAUAAUCUCUACAACACAUGGGGAUCAAAAGGGAUCUGUCAGCAACAACUGUGACAAGGGAAGUAAUGAGAUUUUGGACCUGAACAAGACACCUGAGCAGAAAGUAACUAGGCGCAGAAAGCAUAGGCCAAAGGUAAUUAGAGAGGCAAAGCCCAAGAAGAAUACAAACCCUGCCAGUCAAAAGACAGAGAUGAAGGAAAACUCACGCAAAAAAAGGAAGGGUGUCACAAAAACUGCAGCAACACCGAAGGCAGAUGUAAUAAAAGAUAUGUGUGAUUCAACUGCAGCACCUACAAAAUCCUGCAGGAAAGCUCUAAAUUUUGACUUAGAAAAUAGUACAUAUGAAAGUCAGAGCAGCAUGGUUUUUCAGCAAGAGAUCUACCAUAUAAAUGAGAAAGCUUUUAAUACCGCUUCAGACUACAAGGUCAAAGAGAUGCAUAGUGGAGAAAAUAUUAAGUAUGAUGCAGACUCGAGUUUGAUGAUCAGCCAGCAGGUUGAACUUGCAGUAGAAAACCAACAACCCAGGAACACAGGUGAUAUUACACUUCCAUUGAAAGAAAUGGUAACAAAUCCUUUCUUGUCGGAAAGGGAAUCAACCAUAACCUUGUCAGAAACUACAGAACAGCAGAGAGCAAAAUUUCCGGUCACUGAGAAAGGCCCAGCCCAAGGAAAUACUAGUUUAUGGAAGGAAAGAAAUAGUGGAUGUGUGCAGCAAUACAUUAAUGCAAAUGAGAUUGGCAACACUCUCUUUCAAUCAGAAACAUGUUUUGAAAACACUCAGGAGACAGGGGAACUAGUUUUUGAAAAUAUGUUUCAGUUGCCUAGCAUUCUCUCCAAUUCCAUUGAAGCAAAGGGUUCCAAGAGAAAAUAUUCCAGCAGCACUAAGAACCGACAUAACACAGCCACAAAUCCACUUGAUACUUCCUUGUGCCAAGAUAUUUUACAAGUGGAUGGAAACAUCAAAGGUGCAACUCUUGCCAAAGGUUUCUUUAAAAAAAACAAAAGGAAAAGAACUCAAAAUAGACUUGAUGCAAAAGUCCGGGGAGGAUCUUCCAGCCAAAUAAAGCCUAAACAUGAUUCACAGAAAGUAAGAAAAGAGGGAAAAAUUGGGUUUCAAUCGCAUAAAGAAGAAAUCACAAACUGCUGUAUUGAAAGCAGUAGAUUUGUUGAGAAGCAAAACAGUGGAGCCAGCACCGGUGAUUCCUUAGCUAUCUCAGGAGAACCAGACCAGAUAUAUUCAACCAUGAUAGACAAAAUAAUUUGCCAACUAAAUAGUCUCAACUUCAAUGAGGGCAACACAUCAGAGAUGGAAGGGCAAAAGGCACUUGUCCCGUAUAAGGGAGAUGGUUCUAUAGUACCCUACCAGGAAUUUGGAUUUGAAAAGAAACAUAAACCAAGGCCUAAAGUGGACCUUGAUCCAGAAACAGAGAGAGCCUGGAAACUGUUGAUGGGGAAGGAAGAAAGUGAAGACCUUGGAGAAACUGACAAGGAAAAGGAGAAGUGGUGGGAAGAGGAAAGAAAUAUAUUUCGUGGACGAGCUGAUUCCUUCAUUGCACGGAUGCAUCUUGUUCAAGGAGACAGACGAUUUUCAAAGUGGAAAGGAUCUGUGGUUGACUCGGUGAUUGGUGUUUUCCUCACUCAGAAUGUCUCGGACCAUCUGUCAAGCUCUGCCUUUAUGUCUUUAGCAGCAAGGUUUCCUCUUAAGUCAAAAAGCAACAAGAGAACUUAUGAUGCUGUUGUCUCAGACACAUUGGUUGAAGAGCCACAACACUGCAUAGUAAAUCCAGCCGACACAAUAGCAUCAUAUGGAAGAGGGACAUUAAACCCAUCAACCUACUAUAUUGACUUUCAGAUGCCACAUCAUACAGGAGAGUUUUGGAGAGACAGCGAAACUUCAAGGAUAAAUGAGAGCCUAAUAAAGCCAAAUAAUCAUAGCUCAGAGGAAGAGUUCUUAUCAUCACAAGAUUCUCUUGACUCCUCGGUUACUCAAGAUACCAGAAUUAGAUCUAAUUCAGAAUCGGAAGUACGUAACAGUGGGUGUGACCCCAAUAAGGCUCAGUUCUUAACUUCAGCAAAUUCUUUACAGGUAGGAAAGGCCACUAUGUUUCAGGAAUUUUACCACAGUGUAAAUGGAGUAUCACUGUUUGCAGAGAGAACCAAUGGAAAUCUGCAACAACAUGUGAAACAAAGUUCACAAGUAGGCAGAAAUGAUAGUCACAGUUUCCAAUCAGCAUCUGGUCAUGCCAGCAGGUUUGGUUAUUCACAAAAGCAACAACUACCUGUAUCUCCUUCAACAGACUAUAAGUCAUAUUAUUCAUACAUACAAGGUCUGAACACUUUUCAAAUGAAUGGUGAAGAUUUUUCUUGGCCUGAAACUGUUUCCAUACACAGUGAAUUUCAAGACAACAAUUAUAUGAGAUUUGGCAACAAGGGAGUAGGAGAUGGUAUGGAUAAACCCACUGAGAAGCAGCGUGGAAAUGGAACAUUAGGGUCUCCAGAGUUACCAACUAUGAACCCUUAUGAACCAUUAAGCAAGCAUUCAGUCCUUGUAGGAGACACUUCUCAAUCUAGAUCUCGUAUAAUUUAUAAUCAACCUUCACCUGACCAUCACCUUGUGGGUCAGAAAACCUUCAAACCAGAGCGCAGGACAUAUGAAGAAUCAUCAAAUACUUCUCACAUAUUGGGAAAAUAUUGUGCAGAGAACGAUCACAGCAAUAUACUUGAGCAUGCAGAAGAAGUUGUUGACAGUGAAAAAAUUAUAUCCACAGAAACCAGGCAAGUAUGCUCUGAUAAUAGUCACACUGAACCGAAGGCAGAGAAGCAAGUCUAUUCUCCAGGCCAAAAAGACAGAGAGAGCAAACUCAAGGCUCGAAAAGCAAGGAAAACGAAACCUGAGACCAAGAAAAAGCAUGAAGAUGACUGGGACAAACUAAGGAAGGAGGUACGGGAAAAUCGAGUGAAGAUAGAAAGAGGCAAAGAUACAAUGGAUUCACUGGACUACGAAGCAGUAAGAUGUGCCUCUGUUAAAGAGAUAUCUGAUGCUAUCAAAGAACGAGGGAUGAACAACAUGCUAGCAGAACGAAUCAAGGAAUUCUUGAACAGACUGGUUAAAGAACAUGGAAGCAUUGACCUUGAAUGGUUAAGACAUGUUCCCCCGGAUAAAGUAAAGGACUAUCUGCUAAGCAUGAGAGGGUUGGGCUUAAAAAGCGUGGAAUGUAUACGGCUCCUGACACUUCAUCAUCUUGCUUUCCCAGUUGACACCAAUGUUGGAAGGAUAGCCGUUAGACUUGGAUGGGUUCCUCUCCAACCACUUCCUGGAGAUUUACAUAUACACCUCCUUGAAAUGUAUCCAGUGCUGGAGUCUGUUCAAAAGUAUCUUUGGCCAAGAUUGUGCAAACUUGAUCAAAGAACCUUGUAUGAGCUACACUACCAGAUGAUUACAUUUGGAAAGGUUUUCUGCACAAAGAAAAAUCCAAAUUGCAAUGCAUGCCCAAUGCGAGCAGAGUGCAGACAUUUUGCCAGUGCUUUUGCAAGUGCACGACUUGCCUUGCCAGGACCAGAAGAGAAGCAAAUUGUGAGCAUGCCUGUUCCCAUUGCAGAUGAAAGACACCCUCCACAUUUGAACCCGGUGAUCCUACCUCUCCCUGCGAACAACAUGAGCAUAGAAGCAUGUCCUCAAAGUAGGCAGUGUGAGCCAAUCAUUGAAGAGCCGGCAACACCAGAACAUAGUACAGAGGCAUUAGAAAGUGACAUUGAGGACUUCUUUUGGGAGGAUCCUGAUGAAAUCCCUACUAUCAAUAUCAAUUUUGAAGUGUUGGCAAAAAAUGUACAGAACCAGAUGCAAGAACAUGAGGGUGACCAGUCUAAGGCCCUUGUUGCCUGGAAUCCAGAGUCUGCUUCUAUCCCUACAGCAAAACUGAAGAAUGUGAGCCGGCUAAGAACAGAACACCAAGUAUAUGAACUUCCAGAUUCACACCCUCUGUUGGAAAAGAUGGAUAAGCGGGAACCUGAUGACCCAAGUCCGUAUCUUCUUGCAAUAUGGUCACCAGGUGAGACUGCAAAUUCCAUUGAACCACCACAAAGGAAGUGUGGAUCGCAAGACUCGACCAACUUGUGCAAUGACAAGACAUGCCUUUCAUGCAACAGCAUUAAAGAAGCUAAUUCACAAAUUGUGAGAGGAACACUUCUGAUACCGUGUCGAACAGCAAUGAGGGGAAGCUUUCCACUCAAUGGGACAUACUUCCAAGUUAAUGAGUUAUUUGCGGACCACGCAUCCAGCGUUAAACCCAUAGAUAUCCCUAGGGAAUGGAUAUGGAAUUUGCCAAGGAGGACGGUAUACUUCGGAACCUCUGUAUCGUCAAUUUUCAAAGGUCUCUCAACGCAAGAAAUUCAGCAUUGCUUUUGGAGAGGAUUUGUUUGUGUUAGGGGAUUUGAUCAACAAGAACGUGCACCUCGUCCACUUUGUGCCAGAUUGCAUUUUAUAGAAAGUAGAGUUGCAAAGACAAAAAAGUGAAAACAAGAAUAACGGGACAUGUUGCUAGGAAAUUUACUGGCAAAAGCUAAUUUUGAAGAUCAAACUUUCCCAACACCAGAUGGGAUUGCCGCCAGAGUGACAGGAGAUCAACAACUUGCAUACUUUUGUAUCUUCAACUAUUUUUUUCCCAACAUGAAACAAGCACACAGCAAGGAAUGAAAAAAGUACAGUGUUUUUCUGUUUAGAAUGUGAAAUCUUGCAACUAGUGGCAUUGACCUGUAUAUCAUUCCUGUUCAAGCACAAAACAGCAAUUCAUUGACCUUAGUUAUUGCAUUAUUAUCAAUAGAACAAUUCAUUGAUAAUGAACAUAAAUUGCAGAAAUGAGAAAUCAA
This is a messenger RNA of Trifolium pratense (red clover), 6176 nucleotides long. RefSeq names its product transcriptional activator DEMETER-like. Gene Ontology annotation, biological process: base-excision repair. NCBI's taxonomy places the organism in Eukaryota, Viridiplantae, Streptophyta, Magnoliopsida, Fabales, Fabaceae. The transcript is spliced from 21 exons. The coding region runs from base 190 to 5823 and encodes 1877 amino acids. Gene Ontology annotation, molecular function: DNA N-glycosylase activity; 4 iron, 4 sulfur cluster binding; DNA demethylase activity. The record is from RefSeq and is a predicted model, not a curated record.